This is a messenger RNA of Trametes versicolor FP-101664 SS1, 642 nucleotides long. RefSeq lists its product as uncharacterized. Bases 1 to 642 code for a protein of 213 amino acids. NCBI's taxonomy places the organism in Eukaryota, Fungi, Basidiomycota, Agaricomycetes, Polyporales, Polyporaceae. The record is from RefSeq and is a predicted model, not a curated record. Gene Ontology annotation, cellular component: transcription factor TFIIIC complex. Gene Ontology annotation, biological process: transcription by RNA polymerase III. The transcript has 3 exons.
AUGUCUGCACCUUCACUGGUUCCGGGAUACAAACAGGUCGAGAGCUUUGGUCCCGAAGAUGAAUACGAGUCUGGGGAGGAGGUCGAGUACGUGACACUCGACCUUGGAACAAUAGAGCCUACGCUCGUCCCAAGCUCCUCUACGUACCGUCUGAUCGGUCUCGAUACGCCCACUCCAUACCUGCAGCUCUCCGGGACGAAGCUCAAGGGCCAGCACCAGUCUCUGCUCGGGACGGAGCUCCUGUUUACGGAAACUAGCGAGGAGCAGCAUGGUCAUGCGCAGGGCAGGAAACCCCUCGUGCACGUCGCGAGUACGGAACGGCGUAUCCGCUUCAAGGAGAUAGAACUCAGACCCAAAGGAGAGGGCGCAGGUCAAGAUGCCACGACCGGGUCGACGUCGAAGGCGGGUACCGCCAAGAAGGUGCAGACACAGAUGGACCAUGUGAUGGGCACUCAGACCGGGUCAUCCCGCCGAGGGCGCGGAGGCAAGAAACGCGGGGGUGCGACGAAAGCACGGUCAAAGGAGAAGGGUCGGGCACCGGAAGAGCUGGCGCCUGCAGAGCCCAACGACCCGCAGCCGGAACCCGCUCUAGUUGACGUCUUAGAUCCCGCGCUGGCCCAAAUGGACACAUCCGAAGGCUGA